Camelus dromedarius (Arabian camel) is the source of this 5711-nucleotide messenger RNA. It is a transcript of the gene ZSCAN12, whose product is annotated as zinc finger and SCAN domain containing 12. The record is from RefSeq and is a predicted model, not a curated record. Gene Ontology annotation, biological process: regulation of transcription by RNA polymerase II. The transcript has 4 exons. NCBI's taxonomy places the organism in Eukaryota, Metazoa, Chordata, Mammalia, Artiodactyla, Camelidae. Bases 599 to 2464 code for a protein of 621 amino acids. Gene Ontology annotation, molecular function: DNA-binding transcription factor activity; RNA polymerase II cis-regulatory region sequence-specific DNA binding.
CUGGGUUCCGGUUCCGAGGCGGUUCGAGGCAUUAGCCCUGGCCGGGGGACGGGAACCUGUGUUGGCCUCUGGGGCGGCGGGUGAGCAAGCCUGUGCUCCAGACGCGGCGGGCGGGGACUACGGCGUCCUCGUGGCCUGGGCCCCUGGAGCCCGGCCCGGGCUGCAGCGGGGCGGCCUCCGGUCCUCCCUUGCCCAGGUGGGUCCGCGAGAAGCUCCCUAACCCAGAGGUAACUCCCACCCCUCGGAGAGUGGGUCGGAGCCCGGGGAUGAGGGAGAGACCUGGCUGUGCGCCCCACACCUCCCGGGCUUGCCUCGCUCCGUGUACCCUUCUUGGGUUCUGCGCCUUCUGACAUUUCUGGUGCCUCCUGGGUCACGGACGCAGACCUGCAUCCCAAGGCCUCGUUCCUCGGCCUGCCUUACUUUAGACUUAGAAUCACAGAACGUGAGGAUAGAAGAGGGCCUUAAAGACCAACGUCUCCAGCCUUUUUGUUGGUAAAUGAAGAAUGAGAAGCGGAGAGAUUAAGUCCCUGAGGUCCACCCAGGAAGAAACUUUGCACAGGAGAUCUUGCUUGAAGCGUUGAUAAGCUUUUGCACAGCUAUGAUGGCAUCUACUUGGGCUACCCAGGCCCACAAGGACCAGGAUGAACUUUUGGAAGUAAAGGAGGAGGUGGAGGUGGGGGAGGAGCACAAGUAUACCGCCAGACACGAUCGGAACCUGCAAAAGCACAGCACCCAUAGCAGCAGGGAGAUAUUCCGGCAGUACUUCAGGCAGUUCUGCUACCAGGAAACAUCUGGACCCCGGGAGGCUUUGAGCCGACUCCGGGAACUUUGCCAUCAGUGGCUGAGACCAGAGACCCACACCAAAGAGCAGAUUCUGGAGCUGCUGGUGCUGGAGCAGUUCCUGACCAUCCUGCCUGAGGAGCUCCAAGCCUGGGUCCAGGAACAGCAUCCGGAGAGUGGGGAAGAGGUGGUGACUGUGCUGGAGGAUUUAGAGAGAGAGUUGGAUGAGCCCGGAUAUCAGGUCUCAGCCCACACUGAGGAACAGGAAAUGUUCUUGCAGGAGAUGGCACCGCUCGGAACAGGACAAGAACUCAGGAUGUCCCUGCCGUCCAAGAAAGCCCAGCUAAAGUGUGAAUCUCCAGAACUCGAAGCCCAGCAGGAGAAAGUUUCAGGUAUUGAGACUGGAAAUGAGUACAGGAAUUUAACUCUAAAGCAAGAAGUUUCUGAAGAAAUGAAACCAUGUGGGAAUAUAUCUGGCAAAUUUGAAAAUGAAAUGCCUCAGUCUGCUAGGUAUGAAAAAACGUAUGAACCUGAAGGAAAACCAGAAGAGCCUUCUGGAUACUCCAGGAAAGAUAUACAACCUACAUGUGAUGAAAAUGGAGUAAGUCUGACUGAGAACUCAGACCUUACUGAACACCAGAGAACCUGUCCAGGAGAAAAACCUUAUGAAUGUGAUGACUGUGGAAAAGCUUUUAGUCAGUACGCAUGCCUCACGGAACAUCAGAGGAUCCAUACUGGGGACAGGCCCUACAAGUGUGAAGAAUGUGGAAAAACUUUCCGUGGGAGAACUGUGCUUAUUCGACACAAAAUAAUACACACUGGAGAGAAACCAUAUAAAUGUAACGAGUGUGGCAAAGCCUUUGGCCGGUGGUCAGCUCUUAAUCAACAUCAGAGACUUCACACAGGAGAGAAACACUACCACUGUAAUGACUGUGGCAAAGCCUUUAGCCAGAAAGCAGGCCUCUUUCACCACCUCAAGAUCCACACAAGAGACAAACCUUAUCAUUGUACUCAGUGUAAUAAAAGUUUUAGUCGGCGUUCAAUUCUUACCCAGCAUCAAGGCGUUCAUACUGGGGCAAAGCCCUAUGAGUGCAACGAGUGUGGAAAAGCCUUUGUUUAUAACUCCUCCCUUGUUUCGCAUCAGGAGAUCCACCACAAAGAAAAAUGCUAUCAGUGUCAGGAAUGUGGGAAAUCCUUCAGUCAGAGCGGCCUCAUUCAGCAUCAGAGAAUCCACACUGGGGAGAAAUCCUACAAAUGUGACGUCUGUGGGAAAGCCUUUAUUCAGAGGACAAGUCUUACAGAACAUCAGCGAAUUCACACUGGAGAGAGACCCUGUAAAUGUGAUAAGUGUGGGAAGGCUUUCACCCAAAGAUCAGUCCUCACAGAGCAUCAGAGGAUCCAAACCGGAGAGAGGCCCUACAAGUGCGAUGAGUGCGGGAAUGCCUUCCGAGGAAUCACCAGCCUCAUUCAGCAUCAGAGAAUCCACACUGGGGAGAAACCCUACCAAUGUGAUGAAUGUGGCAAAGCCUUCAGACAGAGGUCAGAUCUUAGUAAACACCAGAGAAUCCAUAAUAGAGGUGGUCCCUAUAAAUGUAAAGAGUGUGGGGAGUCGUUUAGGCAGAACUCAGCUCUCACUCAACACCAGACCAUCCACAAAGGAGAAAAAUCUGUUUCUGUGUCAUGACUACAGGGAAGCUAUCUCACAGAGUGCAGGCUAGAGAGAAACAUCAGCUUUGAAAUGAUUUAGGACGAAACAUUAGUCACUUUCUAUAAGGAACACUCACAUAUUUUACAAAGAAUCCACUAUGUGUGGCCCGUUUUAUUAGGUGCUGUGGAGAACAAGAAACAUAACACCAGAUUCUUUUUCUCGAGUUUACAACCUAGUGUGGGAUAUAUGAGAUCUACUUGUUUAGUUAAAUAUAUAAGUACAGGGCAGUAGAACUGAUGCUCAAAGUAGUGCAGAAUUAAGCUGGCACUUGGAAAACAGUAAGUGCUGUAAAUUGUGAUGUGUGUAUGUAUGUAGUUAGGGGAGGGGUGCUAGUGCUCUGCCCUGUUUUACUCUUAACUUCCCUUUUUUCCUAUAGUUACCACUGUGUUCUGAAUUUCCUAAUAAUUUAUCUUGAGAACUGGUUUACAAUUGUUUAGUUUGUAUACCGUCUUGAAUACAUAAAAGAGCCAAAGAUUAGUGAUUCUUCCUCUUGGGGUGUCAGAAAAAAACAAAUCAACCAACAGCUGGUUGACAUCACCCCUUGUAUUACUGAGUAAACAGUUCUGUUUUUUAUGGGAACCUAUGAUGAUGAUUGUAGUGGAUAAUAGGCAAGCCACAAAGAAGUACACAAAGCUCCUGGUCUGUUUAUCUUUUUACCCACAAAAAUCAACUUGAUUUCUACUGAGAUGUCCUUUUAUUUCUUCCCUUUCUACUUUUGGACGGCAAAUACCACAAUUUCUAGGACUACCUUCCCACCCCAGAGAACUUCAGUCCCCUCACCUCCCCUCACCUCUAGCUGGUCAGUGGGUUUGAAGUGGUGAGACAGUGACGAAAGAGGAAGGGGAGAAAAAAGAAGGGUAAUCACCACUCUUUAACUACUCCUAACUACCCUUCUGCCGAGCCCUGUCUUCACCCCAUUCUCUCCCCACUCCUGUAAUGUACUCUACCCCCAUUUCCCUAGUGCCCUGUGUGUUGCCCCUCUGUCCAUAAUCCCUAUAUAGGACAGAAGAAUGUCAUCACUGGCUUGGAACUAGAAGAGUCCCUAGUCCUAGAAAAAGACGUAUUUUUCUAAGUUGUGAAUACAUUUUCCCAUAAAUAUGAUAAUGGUACUAGUAUCAAUAAUUAAAUAAUCAUUAAAACUAAUAAUAAACGACUAACAAUUUAGGCAUGUUAUAUGUCAAAUUGGCUUUUAGGAUCAGAAUUUACAUUGACUGUGGGAAAACAUUCUGAGUUCACAACAUAGGAAAGCAAAUGAACAAUUGAGAAACAACUCAUUCACAAGUUGAGGACUGUUUAUUGGGGCUUUUUCAUAAGACCAUCAUUGGCACACACAAAGCAUUGAGGCAGCUGGGAUUGGAAACCAAUUUUUUUAAUUUAUUAUUUUUUAAUGGAGGUACUGGGGAUUGAACCCAGGACCUUGUGCAUGCUAAGCACGUGCUCUGUUGCUGAGCUAUACCCACCUCCCCCGGAAACCUGAUUUUUUACAUCCCAAAACAAAUAAGGAUCCCAGAAUUGAUCCUCAUACCUCUGUAGCUAUAUGAGGCCUACUCCCUACCUACACUUACCCUGUCUUGACUUUCUCUCUCUCGUGCAAACUCUUCUUUGAAGAGUUAGUGACAGGAACCUUUAUGAGCAUCUUUACCAAACUUAUGCUGUCCAUACUUGUCAUCUAAUCUGAGUUCACAAACAUGUUUUCCAGACUGAAAUUACUCUUCAUAGUAAUGUCAGAGCCUCUCUUUAAUCUGACUGCUCAGUGGAAAGCAAUCCUUACUUUAAACAUGCUGUCUACUCAGUGCUGUUACUUGCAGUCUCUCCAGUUCAUCUUGUGCUUGACAUGUUCUCUCAGUGCACACAUGUUCCUCCACUUGCCUCUAACUAUUAAGUAAUAUAAAAGAACCAUAAGCAAAGACCCAGAACAACGGAAUAUGCCUAUUAUAUAGAAGAAUACACUUCAUAACUUAUUUAAAAAUAAAUGUGAGUGUUUUGUUUCAGUUGUUUCAUGUGCUUAAAUACAGUUGUAGUACCAAAAAAAAAAAAAAAAAAGGUGGAGUGGCAUAAGAUUCCCAGGUAGGCAUCAAAGGGAAUCAGACUAGUCCAAGAUAAGGAGAAGAUACAAAGUUUCUAAUUGGAACUAAAUUGGCAACUCAGAAGUUGAAGGGCCUGAGGGGCAAGUGGAUGACAUAACAUGUUAGAUAUGGAAUUGCAGAAAGCAGUGAACAGAAUGCCUUGUGCUGAAGUUGAGAGUACAUCUUUAUGUAUAAAAGGUAGAUAUCCUAUCGACAAUGACAGGAUCUAGGAAAUCAAGGUCCCCUGAAGCAGCUCACCUAUGUGGAUUUUGAAAUCAACAACAGGAGGCAGGAUGGAAAGAAAAUAUAAAAGUGAAGCAAGUCCACAGUAGAGGUAAUGGCAGCCAAUAGUAGUAACACAACAGCCAGAGAGAGCAACUGUUGUAAACUCAAAUGAAUCAUGAAGCAGCAGCUUAGAAUUCUAGUGACAUUAAGGAUGAGAAUAAGAUCAACUAGCUUCUCUUUUCUAAUUCAAGGUAAACAAUAUAUUGAGUGUUUAAGGCAAAAAGCACCUGCAGAGGUUGGGGGAGAAUCAGAUUUCUAAGGGAAUGGUAAGUGAAGUGAGCUUAAACAUGGGCUUCGAUGAAAAAGUAACCUGACAAUCACAAAAGGGUUCCAGAGAGUGUAACAGAAGGGAACUCUGAAGGGAAGGAAGAUGGUCUCCUUCUCAAAAAAAAAAAAAAAAAAAAAAAAGUAUGAAGGAGUUGCUGGGAUUUGAGGUAUGAGAUAAAACCGAUGAGGAAAGAGAAAAAUUGAGCAGGGCUCUGGGAUUGAGAAAUCUCAUCUGCAUGGUGAAGAUGGAGGUGGAGAGCGCUCAGAUGCAAGCACUUAGAAAAGCCCUGCACUCCUGUACUCAGAACAGAAGUAGCUUCCUUCAUUAAUAUCCAGUGAUUAUUGAUUAUACGGUGUUAUAAAGUCAUUAUUGUUGUUAUAAAGUCAUUGUUGUUGGCCAUCUUUAGGAUUAGAGAAAAGGAUUAUUAACGGUAUCUCACCAUUUCAUCCCUGAUAAAGCAGGCAAUUUAGGAACUCUACAACUUGCUGUAGUUGAACCCUAGCUGAGUGACUUUGGGCAAGAGAUUGAAGACCUUGUGCUUCAGUUUCCUCAUCAUGUAAAAUAUCGAUAAUAAUACCUACCUCGUUGGGCGGUUAAAUGGAUA